Lachancea lanzarotensis is the source of this 972-nucleotide messenger RNA. RefSeq names its product LALA0S06e06854g1_1. The record is from RefSeq and is a predicted model, not a curated record. Gene Ontology annotation, molecular function: carbohydrate derivative binding. Gene Ontology annotation, biological process: carbohydrate derivative metabolic process. The transcript has a single exon. Bases 1 to 972 code for a protein of 323 amino acids. Lineage: Eukaryota; Fungi; Ascomycota; Saccharomycetes; Saccharomycetales; Saccharomycetaceae.
AUGCCUGCAAUUGAAUCGAGGUCUGUAAGUCGUGAUGCGACUUUGACGUUUCAGGACUCGUUGUACCAGCACGCCAGAGCCAUGAGCCAUGUUUCGGUGCACUAUGGGUCUCAGAACAAUGACGUUCAGGCACUUCUGGAAGCUUUAGCUUUAGUUGCACGCAGCGGCCGCAAACUGAUUUUUUUGGGCACUGGAAAGUCGUUCAAGAUCGUACUGAAGUCCGUAGCGAUGCUUACAUCGCUGGGAAUAGACGCCCGCGAACUGCAUCCAAGCGAAGCGCUCCAUGGUGACAUGGGUGUGGUGCGACCUGGCGACGCCUUGUUGGUGUGUUCCAGCAGCGGCGAGACCCAGGAACUCGUGAGGUUCCUGAAACAUGCCAGAGCCGUGCUGGAGCCGUCCUUGACUGUCCUGGUGUCGUCAGGUACGCAUUCCACGUUGCACACACUCGUUGAUAGAGUCCUGUACGUCCCACAGCCACACGGAUUCCGCGAGACGACUUUGCAGCACGGAUUGCCGUCUCCCACCAUUUCCACGACGCUUAUGCUAUCGGUGUUGGACUCAUUUUGUUUGGCGCUUUCUGAAUUGUAUUACGACGGCGAUCUCGAGAAGCGGCUAAGGUAUUUCAAGAAAAUGCACCCUGGUGGUGGUAUUGGGAAACAGCUAGCUACCGUGGAUACGGUUGUGGGUCCCAAAGGAGCAGUCUCGCACGCUAACGGGGGCCCUUAUUUGGCUAGCAAAGAAGAAUGCCACAUUUCGUACGACGUCUCUGAAGGUUUAUUUUUGCAGUACGUGGUUGAAUUCGACUAUUGUGUGAUCGAGGGUAUACGAUACAGCUCGCAUGUGUUGCAGCACUGGUACCGGGCCUGGAAGCGUAUGUCGCGCGAAGAACAAUUGCAGCGCAAAUCCGCUUUGAACGGCAGCUGGAAUUUAGCGUGGGUGCUGGCACCUCAGUUGGCAACAGAGGCGCCUUAA